GAAAAUCAGAUGUAAAUAAAGCAAACGUCAAAACAGAGAUGAAUCUAGAAUUGAAACUCAAAUUCACGUAAACAAGUGGAAUGGAGGCGACAGGUCGUACGCGCUCCAGGUCGGGUUCUGGUGGCUCCAAGCGUUACAAGAAACUUAGCAAAGAACAGCUGUUGCUUACCAUAAAAAAGAAAAAAGAGUGCAAUGCCAAGGCGCAGUCAAUAGUUGAAUCGAUGCUUGAUCCCGUUGACGAUUCCUCUGACUUUUUACUAAAGAUAAAAGACAUCAACCAGUGUCAUUACCAAGAUAUAAUUGAAGAACGUGCACUUUUGAAACUUUGCGGAUAUCCUCUUUGCAACGAGAAACUAACGGAAAUACCAACAAAGCAAUAUCAUAUUUCUACAAAAACAAACCGCGUUUAUGACAUUACUGAACGUAAAAACUUUUGCACAAAUUCCUGCUUCAAGGCAUCGAACUAUCUCAAGGAGCAAAUGCUCACCAGUCCACUUUGGUUGCGGGAACAGGAGAUAAUACCGGAAUUCAAACUACUUGAUAUAAACAAAGAUUAAUGGCGGUAGCAAGCUGAACUGCGAUCAGGUCAAUGACUAGCAGAUGUCUCUCUUCCAG
Messenger RNA from Hermetia illucens (black soldier fly), 615 nucleotides. RefSeq names its product putative RNA polymerase II subunit B1 CTD phosphatase RPAP2 homolog. NCBI's taxonomy places the organism in Eukaryota, Metazoa, Arthropoda, Insecta, Diptera, Stratiomyidae. Gene Ontology annotation, cellular component: nucleus; cytoplasm. The record is from RefSeq and is a predicted model, not a curated record. Gene Ontology annotation, molecular function: RNA polymerase core enzyme binding; RNA polymerase II CTD heptapeptide repeat phosphatase activity. Bases 81 to 557 code for a protein of 158 amino acids. The transcript is spliced from 4 exons.